This is a messenger RNA of Diatraea saccharalis (sugarcane borer), 474 nucleotides long. Lineage: Eukaryota; Metazoa; Arthropoda; Insecta; Lepidoptera; Crambidae. The record is from the annotation of a GenBank genome assembly.
AUGUUCUUCGAAGUAAUAUCGACCGAUUGGUGGGGUCGCCACCGUACAGAAGGCUAUAGCUAUCUCUCUCUAGCUUUCGAGCCGGGAACUCACGAUAAGAUGUUGUCCUGCUCUCGCCCCGAAGAGAGUGACAGAGUGGAAGCAGAGAGCAGACGUUUUUUCGUUGGCGGAUGUCAUUUGAUAAAAGAUUUGGAUGUGUUAGCAAAGCCACAUUUAAAGGACGCAAAUUUCGUGUACGUGACAACUGGGAGUAUAAAAGUCCGCUGGAACGUGCUAUCUCAAUCCCCUACACACCUGGGCCAUCUGGAACAUCUGGGACAGCUAGAAACCAGCUCAAUAAUUCCCAGCACUUCCGCAUCAGCCUUGUUGCGUGGUGCUGAAGCUGUACUAAGGCAAUAUAAACGUGCAAGAGCCAGACUAGCCGCUGCCACCAAAGACUUAGGUGGAAAAGGAGACCAUGUAGAAAAAGGAUAG